This is a messenger RNA of Sceloporus undulatus (fence lizard), 1530 nucleotides long. RefSeq names its product pyruvate dehydrogenase E1 subunit beta (gene PDHB). Bases 47 to 1144 code for a protein of 365 amino acids. The record is from RefSeq and is a predicted model, not a curated record. Lineage: Eukaryota; Metazoa; Chordata; Lepidosauria; Squamata; Phrynosomatidae. The transcript has 9 exons. Gene Ontology annotation, biological process: pyruvate decarboxylation to acetyl-CoA. Gene Ontology annotation, molecular function: pyruvate dehydrogenase (acetyl-transferring) activity.
GUGGCGCCGAGGGGGUCACGCCGAAGGGGUUGAGGGCAUUUCCAAGAUGGCGGCGGCAGUGGCAGUGACAGCUGUGCGCUGGAGGGGGCUGCUGAGGAUUGCUGGGCUCCCUGGAGGCCCUCGGCGGGGCUUCCACGGCUCUGCGCCGGCCGCGGCUCAGGUGACUGUCCGCGAUGCUUUAAACCAGGCUUUGGAUGAGGAGCUAGAGAGGGAUGAAAAGGUUUUCCUGCUGGGGGAGGAAGUUGCUCAGUAUGACGGCGCAUACAAGAUUAGCAGAGGACUUUGGAAGAAAUAUGGCGAUAAGAGAAUAAUAGAUACUCCUAUAUCAGAGAUGGGCUUUACUGGAAUUGCUGUGGGAGCUGCCAUGGCCGGCUUGAGACCUGUGUGUGAAUUCAUGACUUUCAACUUCUCCAUGCAAGCUAUUGAUCACAUUAUAAACUCAGCUGCCAAAACCUUCUACAUGUCUUCUGGUCUGGUACCUGUCCCCAUUGUCUUCAGGGGUCCAAAUGGAGCCUCGGCAGGAGUAGCAGCCCAGCACUCCCAGUGUUUUGCAGCUUGGUAUGGACACUGCCCUGGACUGAAAGUAGUCAGCCCUUGGAGUGCAGAAGAUGCAAAAGGUCUUCUGAAAGCAUCAAUCCGGGAUGAUAAUCCAGUUGUAAUGUUGGAAAAUGAGUUGAUGUAUGGUGUGCCCUUUGAAAUGUCUGAAGAUGCCCUGUCAAAGGACUUCAUUGUUCCUAUUGGAAAGGCUAAGAUAGAAAGACAAGGAAACCACAUUACCUUAGUGUCUCAUUCGCGACCUGUUAGCCACUGUCUGGAAGCAGCUGCUGUCCUUGCCAAAGAUGGGGUGGAGUGUGAGGUGAUAAAUCUCCGUAGCAUUAGACCAAUGGAUAUUGAAACUGUUGAGUCCAGUGUUAUGAAGACAAAUAAUCUUGUGACAGUGGAAGGUGGAUGGCCCCAGUUUGGAGUGGGAGCUGAAAUCUGUGCCAGGAUUAUGGAAGGUCCUGCUUUCAACCACUUGGAUGCACCCGUUGUUCGUGUCACAGGUGCAGAUGUUCCUAUGCCUUACGCAAAGAUUUUGGAGGAUAACUGCAUACCUCAAGUAAAGGACAUAAUAUUUGCUGUGAAGAAAACACUAAAUAUCUAGUUCUUUUAUGUAUUUGAGACUGGAUGUGCUGUUCUUCAAUUAUAUGUCUUUAAAAGUAUUUAUGGAAUGUAUUACAAGCCUUUGUAUACAGAGCUGCAACUUGUAAAACACAUGGGGAGGUUGGCAAUGUGGAGGAAAGUGAUGCUAGUUACAUAAUCUGUUACAGACAUAUACUGCUUCUUCAUCCUUUCAAGAAGGAAAAAAGUGAGACUUAAAUCUAAAAUUGCAAUAAUAUUCAAUAUCGAAACAACUACCAUGUAGGAACUAUUGUUUUAUGGUUGUACAUCAUCAGGUCUCUUUUGAUUGGCAGUCCCUAAUUUAUCAAGACUCAGCUUGUGCUUAUUUUGUAACUUAUGAUGCUUGAAAUAAAAACAGUAACAAAAAGA